AUGCGGGUCGAGGUCUUUUUAAUCGUUGGCACGCUCGUGGUCUCCACUAGUUGCGGGUGGAGAUCGACGGCCGGUGAAACAGGGGUCCACGAGACGUCGAGAAACCGGACUGGCUUCCUGCCGGAGUUGACCAUCGGUCUGAUAGUGCCGCACACGAACUUCGGCGCACGGGAGUACACGAAAGCUGUGAAUCGUGUGGUGGGGAACCUUCACAAGGAACACGCGAAGGACCAGACGAUGUUCACAUUUCUGGACAAAUACGAUUUCAAGCAGGACCAGGUCAAGCUGACCAUGAUGACGCUCACGCCGAGUCCAACAGCGAUUCUGCACUCGCUAUGCAAGGAAUUUCUGCCGAUGAACGUGACAGCCAUCUUGUACCUGAUGAACUACGAACAAUAUGGUCGGAGUACCGCCAGUGCUCAAUAUUUCCUACAGCUGGCCGGUUAUCUGGGAAUUCCGGUGAUUGCGUGGAACGCCGAUAACUCGGGAUUAGAACGGAGAGCGUCCCAGAGCAACUUGCAGCUACAGCUGGCGCCGUCGUUGGAGCACCAAACGGCAGCGAUGCUGAGUAUCCUCGAGAGGUACAAGUGGCACCAGUUUAGCGUGGUCACCUCGCAGAUCGCCGGACACGACGAUUUCGUGCAGGCGGUCCGUGAGCGUAUCUCGGACAUGCAGGACACCUUCAAGUUCACGAUACUGAGCGCAAUCUUGGUCACGGAGCCGCACGAUCUGCUCGAGCUGGUGAACAGCGAGUCUCGGGUGAUGUUGCUGUACUCGACCAGGGAAGAGGCAACGCGUAUUUUGAAGGCCGCCCACGAUUACAAAAUCACCGGAGAGAAUUACGUGUGGGUGGUUACGCAAAGCGUCAUCGAGAACUUGCAGACGCCCAGCCAGUUUCCGGUCGGGAUGCUUGGUGUGCAUUUUGACACGAGUACUGAAAGCCUGGUGAACGAAAUCACCACCGCGGUCAAGGUGUACGCGUAUGGAGUCGAGGACUUUCUGAACGAUCAGGGAAACGCGCAUCUCAGUCUGAACACUCAUAUCGGCUGUGAAGGCAGUUACGGGGAAUCUCGAUGGAACACUGGGGACCUGUUUUUCAAGUACUUGAAGAACGUGUCGGUCGAGCUAGACCAUGGAAAACCCACCGUGGAAUUUACUCAGGACGGUGUCUUGAAAGCGGCACAGCUGAAAAUUAUGAAUCUACGUCCCGGCGUGAGCAAACAACUCGUUUGGGAGGAG
Molecule: messenger RNA, 1239 nt
Organism: Dufourea novaeangliae
Lineage: Eukaryota; Metazoa; Arthropoda; Insecta; Hymenoptera; Halictidae
Product: glutamate receptor ionotropic, NMDA 2B-like
Exons: 5
Source: RefSeq, a predicted model, not a curated record